CGUCGCGACGCGAAGCUAGGACGAACAGCGUACAUCGAAACGCGAGGACAUGCUUCGACGCCCGAUUGCGGUCGCGCAAGGGAGCGGCAGCGGGAGCAGCAGGCGAUGGGAGAAGGAAGCAUCCGAAUUCUGGAAGCACAUGCCGACCAAGGACAAGCCGUCGUCGUCGUCUCGGGGCCGUGUGUACGUCGCGGCCGCUCUGACAAUUGUCGUUGUUGGCAUGGCGUACGUGGUGCACCGUGGCAACGCGGGCUCGACGCCGUUGGCCUUGUCCAUCGAAGACACAGUGCGGACCAACUGCACCGCACUGGCCGUGCAAUCCAAAUGGCACCAGGACAUGUGCGAGAAAGUGUGCCCGUCGAACGAGUUCAACGAAGCGUGCAUGAGCGGGUGCUAUUACGGCACGCUGACCGUCACAAAAGCAGUGUGCGCCAACCGCACCCUCGACGCUCCCCAGUGGACGUCGUGUACGUUUCCCAUCGAUUGUGCCGGAGCAUGCGUCGAAUACGCGCCCGUGCGCCCGAUUCCAGCCAUGCGAAACGCGUGCGAAGGGGGCUGCAACUCGGUCGUCCCGUCCGCGUGCAAGCGUGCCGUCGACAUAUUUGACCGCGCUGUCAAGAGCUACAAGUGAACCAGUCCCCCCGCCCCAAUCCUUGUAGGAAGGAAAUGUUACAGAGACUGGUUCGUCACCC
This is a messenger RNA of Aphanomyces invadans, 692 nucleotides long. RefSeq lists its product as hypothetical. NCBI's taxonomy places the organism in Eukaryota, Oomycota, Saprolegniomycetes, Saprolegniales, Verrucalvaceae. The transcript has 3 exons. The record is from RefSeq and is a predicted model, not a curated record. Bases 50 to 631 code for a protein of 193 amino acids.